AUGGCAGAUCCUGGACGAGUGUUGGGAGAACGUGUCUUCUGCUACCAAUGCAACAAUGAAUGGGACCGGGCGCAUGGAGGAUUGAUUUGCCCAAGAUGUGAAGGCGAAUUCACUGAAAUUCUUGCCCCAGAAACAGAGCCAGACUUUGGUCUGGAUGACAUACCAACCCCAACUUCAUCGCAUCCGCACCCUCUGCCUGAUCUUCGACCUUUGCUUAAUCAUAACCCAUGGGCCGACACUUUCGGGCCCGAUCCGCACGACAACUUUACCACCUUCGAAUUCACGAGUGGCAAUGGUGGAGGGAGAGUUUCUUUCAGCACGAGGACAGUCAGAACAGGUGGCCUGCUAGGACCAAAUAACCACGGCAUCCCCCCCAUAUUUCGAAAUUUGUAUCCUCCGGAGGGCUUCCAUGGAGGAGGUCCACCCCGAGAUCCUUUCGCACAUAACCAACCCGGAAAUCUACAAGACCUCCUCGGAAUGAUUCUACAGUCAAUGACCACAGCAUCGACACGCGCUGGGAUGGAAGGAGACCAACACGCAGGUCCGCAUGGACAGAACCCUCCAUUGCCACCAUUUGACUUCUUGGGACAAUUACUUAUGCCUGGCAACAUUGGCCAGCAUGGCGAUAUGGUAUUCAGCCAGCAGGCUUUUGACCGAGUCAUAGAGCAGCUUAUGGAGCAGAAUGGUGGAAGCGGGGCACCACCACCUGCAUCCGAGGAAGCGAUUCGAUCAUUGGCGAAGAAGCAAGUCGACCCAGAGAUGUUAGGUCCGGAAGGUCGAGCUGAGUGUUCGAUCUGCAUGGACGACGUGAGCUUAGGAGACGAAGUGACAACAUUACCUUGCAACCACUGGUUCCAUGGUGACUGUGUUACGGCGUGGUUGAAGGAGCAUGACACUUGUCCUCACUGUCGGAAGCCUAUCUCAACCCCUGAUCAGCCACCGCAAGCCAGCUCUUCACGACGGCGGCGGUCAAGCCGACGAAUGUCGUCUGUAUCUAGCCCUAUCGGCUUCGGCCCUGAAGCCAGCAGGUAUAACACCGCCACGAUGCCCGAAGGUCGAGGCGAGGCCAGAUCACCUCGGCAAGCCUAUCCUGCAAGGAGAGCGGAAAGCUAUGUGGAACGCCCCGGACCUGUCCGACAUGGGAGUCAUCGAUCCUCUUCCCGACGACACAACGCGAGAGAUGACGAUGAGAGUGGUGGUGAUGGGGCAGGUAAUAGAAACCGCCAUACCGGAGGAGGUGGUGUGACGGGCUGGAUCAGAGAUCAUUUGCCUUUUCCGUAG
Molecule: messenger RNA, 1281 nt
Organism: Exophiala spinifera
Lineage: Eukaryota; Fungi; Ascomycota; Eurotiomycetes; Chaetothyriales; Herpotrichiellaceae
Exons: 4
Coding region: 1-1281 (426 amino acids)
Cellular component (GO): cytoplasm; nucleoplasm
Source: RefSeq, a predicted model, not a curated record